AUGGGCACAAAUCUUGGCCUGGCGGUCGAGAGCGGGCUGCCUCCAUCUCCCUCAAAGCCAUCCCUUUCUUCAACCGAGGCUGCAGAGUCUGGCCGGUUCAGUCUCGCUUGCUCCACAGAGCCAGUGACGUUGGAUGUGGGCGGCAGGCGCUUCGCCACUACCAUCGGAACUCUUGUCGACCGGAGUGAAUUCUUUGCAGCCUUCUUCUCGGGCCGGUGGUCUGUCCCAAAACAGGAGGACGGCACCGUUUUCCUUGACGCCGAUGGUCAUCUCUUUGCCCACAUCCUUCGCUAUCUCCGCCGCGGCCUCUUCCCUCUUGCCUUUGACAACGAACACGGUCACGACCUGUACUUGUACAACGACCUGCUGGUCGAGGCCAGGUACUUGCAGAUCCCCAAGCUGCAACGCUGGCUCGAGGCCGAGUGCUAUAACCAUUGCGUCCAGCGCGAGUCCGUUUGCAAAAGGCCAAACGACCCUAAAGGAGCGCAGAAUCGCUGGCCCGCAAUUCCUGGUUCACAACUGCUGAUAGUAGAGCCUCCUCCUGCAACCGUUCAGCCUUCAAGCGGCCAGGCAUUGCGGCCAGGCGUCUCCGCAAGGACCCCUACUUCCCCUCCAGCACGUCGUCGGUUGGGCGAUAGUAGCCCAGGGGCGAAGAUGGACAUCUUGGGCGGUCAAUGGGCAGAAUACGGGAAACAGUCCGUCCUCUGCAAAGGCUGGCUGAGCGACGAAGGGGGCGACUUCCAGAAACAUUGGCAGGAGUUUAUUGACAGUAAUCGCGGCGUGCCCGACUCUUCACAAGCGAUUCCUCCAUCUAAAUCGCCUGGCUCCGGCUGUUCCGAGAGCCCGAGAUGA
This is a messenger RNA of Lasiosphaeria miniovina, 852 nucleotides long. RefSeq lists its product as uncharacterized. Gene Ontology annotation, biological process: protein homooligomerization. Gene Ontology annotation, molecular function: protein binding. Lineage: Eukaryota; Fungi; Ascomycota; Sordariomycetes; Sordariales; Lasiosphaeriaceae. The record is from RefSeq and is a predicted model, not a curated record. The transcript has 2 exons. The coding region runs from base 1 to 852 and encodes 283 amino acids.